AUGGCGAACAAACAUAAGAUUGUUAGCCUCCUGGACUGCACCACGUGGUCGGGGGUUGGUCCUGGGCUCAUGGAUGCUGUGACCAAAGGUGCUAUGCAAGCAGGAAAGCCAGUUGGUGGACUUAAAAUAGAUAAAGAAGCAGGUGAAUGGACAGCCUCUAAAUUUCAUCCCUACCUACCUUCAGAAUCAUAUCUGACUUGCAGGUUUUUCUCUGCAAGAAAGCAUGGUAUGGUGGAUGCUGCAGUUAGGAAUAGUAGCUCUGUUAGAACUGCAGUAGUCGUUCUCCCUGGCGGGAUUGAUACACUAGAUGAGAUGUUGUACUAUUAUUAA
This is a messenger RNA of Pistacia vera, 330 nucleotides long. RefSeq lists its product as uncharacterized. Bases 1 to 330 code for a protein of 109 amino acids. The record is from RefSeq and is a predicted model, not a curated record. The transcript has 4 exons. Lineage: Eukaryota; Viridiplantae; Streptophyta; Magnoliopsida; Sapindales; Anacardiaceae.